AAAGUACAAGAAGGAGAUUCAUUUAACUACAGACAAGGUUUAGCCCAGUUUAGCGAGCUGUAUUCCCAUCGAACAGCAGCAAUUAAUUAUAUCGGAAUGUUUUCUCUCCGAUGUUCGGUACCGGGCAACUAAUAGUACUGUGCCGUACAGCUUAUAGUUACGAAUAAUCAUGUUAGGUUGCUUUCAUAAAGUGUUAUCUACCAAAUAGUAGAUUAGUAAUGAUCUUAUUAAAGUAGUUAAAGAUUUUUAUUCCCUUUCUAAAACGAAUACGAUUAUUAAAGUUAUUUAAACUAUAACGAAAACGACAUAAAAAUGGCUACUGUUCCAAACUCUACGAAAGACGACGCACAAAUCAAAUCACAAGAUAAACAAACAAUGCAAUGUAUGGGACGUACGCAAGGUGAUGGUAUGGAGAAUGUAAUGAUUGAGAAAACAGAGACCAAAGGAAUGAAAUGUCGUCUUGGAGAGACGCUUAUUUAUCAUCCAACGAAUUUAAAACAAUUGAGUUCCAUUCCUCCGGUUACUCCAAACGGUCCAAUAAUAAAUUUAAUACCAAAACAUGCUGCUAGCGUAAAAGAUGAGAAACACAUUUUAAAUUCAUUGAAAUCAAAGGAACCAAAGUUUGUUCCCUAUGAGCCAUAUAAAGCUGCAGUUAAUCCAAUUAUUCCGUACGAUAAGAAAGGUAAAAAAUCACAAAAGUGUAAUUUAAACAUGAACAUGACUGUUUCUCAAAUUGCUGCAAUGAAAAUUCACGAAACAAAAGUACCAUCGAACGAUACUGUGAGCACAGUUGAAGAUAACUCUAUGGAGAGCGAAUGGUUAAAAGAAAAGAAACUGUACGACGCAGAAAUACAAAAACUUAAAGAAGAAAACAGUCAACUUGAGAAUCAGUUGAAGUUUCAAGCACAGGUUAAUGGAGAAUUGAAGAAUUUAUUAGUAGCUGCUGUAGGAGAAGAUCUUGAAACAAAGGUUCACUUAUUAACCAAAGAUAAAUUGCAACUUGCUAGGGCACUUUUAAAUUCAGCUCAACAUCUUUCCACUCACCAAGAACAAACUGAAUGGUUGGCUGGUCAGUGUGAAGUUUGGAGAAGUAAAUUCUUAGCCAGUAGCUUAAUGGUCGAGGAACUUGCAAAAUGGAAAGCAGCUCUUUGUCAAAGGACAACAGAUCUUCAGGAAGCAAUAAAAAGGCUUUUAGAGGAUCGUAAUCACGUUCGCGACAUAUCCCUUAAAACAUAUAGGACACUUAGUAUCCUUCGUGAAAAUUUUGAUCCUGUUGGAGCUGCCUCCUAUAGGAGGCACGAAUUGCCAAGUACAUCUAUUAUAGAUUUAGCACAAGGCUGCUGUCAACUCGCAGAAAUUUUGAAAGUUCAACUUUUAAGUGGUGUAGAAAAUAUCAAUCUACAAAGAGAGAUUAAUACCACUGGUUUAGACAUGAAAACAGUUGCUGAAAAGACUGCGGAGAAAGUACUCAUGAGUUCGAAAUUGCUCAUGUCUGGAAGACAAGACGUAGCUUGCAGUGCAGUGAUGGGAGCAGCAGUAGCAAUCGGUGGCCAAAUAUUUCUUCCGCGAUGUGAUUCGAACAUAACUUGUUGCUCUCACUGUCGCGGUGAAACUAAACAAAUUUAAUAUUUUUCUUUUGCAAUAUAUCCCUUUAACUUACGAAAACAAUUCUCACAUAUUUCCGUAUCCUUUCUAAAGUAUAUUUAACAAUUUUAAACGUACCACAUUAUUUUUAUAUUUAGAAUUAUUGAUUUAUCGGUAUGAAUGUUAUUAACUGACAAUAAAAA
This is a messenger RNA of Colletes gigas, 1787 nucleotides long. RefSeq names its product golgin-45. Gene Ontology annotation, biological process: Golgi organization; Golgi to plasma membrane protein transport. Gene Ontology annotation, cellular component: Golgi membrane. The transcript has 6 exons. Lineage: Eukaryota; Metazoa; Arthropoda; Insecta; Hymenoptera; Colletidae. The coding region runs from base 313 to 1626 and encodes 437 amino acids. The record is from RefSeq and is a predicted model, not a curated record.